AUGGUGGUGUCGUUCAUCACUAGACUUCUAACACUGGCUCUAGGGUACGCCUACCCGGCUUACGACUGCUACAAGACGCUGGAACUGAACAAGCCGCAGAUGGAACAGUUGCGUUUCUGGUGCAAGUAUUGGAUUCUGCUCGCGUUCCUGACGGCUCUCGAGAGGGUCACGGACUGCACGGUCUCAUGGCUGCCGAUGUACGGCGAGGUGAAGCUCGCGCUCGUCGUCUACCUCUGGCACCCCAGGACAACGGGAGCGAGACACGUCUACGACGGCUACCUGCGGCCGUUCCUGGCGACGCACGAGGCGGACAUCGACCGCGGCCUGCUGGAGCUGAGGGCCAGGGCCACGGACGCGACGGCGUCGCACCUCCAGACGGCCGUGGCCCUCGGGCGGACGUGGUUCGUCGAGGUCGUCCGCCGAGCUUCGUCGCAGCUGCAGACCUCGAGAGGCCGGGCCGAGCAGGAACGCCGAUCUUCCUCUCCAGAUACCAGUCCAGAACGCUGA
Molecule: messenger RNA, 507 nt
Organism: Phragmites australis (common reed)
Lineage: Eukaryota; Viridiplantae; Streptophyta; Magnoliopsida; Poales; Poaceae
Product: putative HVA22-like protein g
Exons: 4
Coding region: 1-507 (168 amino acids)
Source: RefSeq, a predicted model, not a curated record